Molecule: messenger RNA, 1409 nt
Organism: Zonotrichia leucophrys gambelii
Lineage: Eukaryota; Metazoa; Chordata; Aves; Passeriformes; Passerellidae
Gene: ACBD4
Product: acyl-CoA binding domain containing 4
Exons: 10
Coding region: 51-1181 (376 amino acids)
Biological process (GO): fatty acid metabolic process
Cellular component (GO): cytoplasm
Molecular function (GO): fatty-acyl-CoA binding
Source: RefSeq, a predicted model, not a curated record
GGGACCGGGAGCGGAGCCGGGGCCGGGGCCGGUGCGGGGCCGGUCCCGCCAUGGAGGAGCCGGGCUGCGGGGCCGGUCCCGCCAUGGACGAGCCGGGCUGUGGGGCGCAGUUCCGCGCCGCCGUGCAGGUGAUCCAGGGGCUGCCGCGGAGCGGUGCGUACCGGCCCUCGUACGAGGAGAUGCUGCGCUUCUACAGCUACUACAAACAGGCGACGGCGGGGCGCUGCCAGGGCCCGCGGCCCGGCUUCUGGGACCCCAUCGGCCGCUACAAGUGGGACGCCUGGCACAGCCUGGGCGCGAUGUCCAAGGAGGAGGCGAUGGCCGCGUACGUGGCGGAGAUGAAGAAGGUGGCGCAGAAGGUCAUUGACACCGUGCCCAUGGACGAGAGCACGCAGGAGAUGUUCCGCUACUUCGAGCCGCUCUACGAGGUCAUCCACGACAUGCCCCGGCCCCCCGAGGCCUUCUUCAGACGAGCGACAUGCCCGGAGAGCCAGGGGCAGCAGGAUGGCACCAGCCAGGAUGGCACAGAGAGCAGCCCAGCUCCAGAGAGGCCCAGGGACAGCCUGCCAGGGCAGCAGCACGUGCCAGGACCUGGGCUGGCUCCAGGCCCCGAGGUGACCCAGGUGACGAGUGACUCUGAGGGGGACACGUUCAGUGACACCCUGGAGCAGAUGGAGCCUGAGAAGGCCGGGCAGGUGCGGGGGCUCCCCCCAAAGAGCCCCCAGGCCGGGGCUGAGCCCCCAGAGCCCCUCAGUGCUGGGCAGGGCGAGCGGGGCGAAGGCAGAAGAGCCGAGGGGAGCAGCAGCAGCAGCAGCAGCACAGCCCUGCCAGCCCUGGGCUCCGACACAGGUGGGUGCAGAGCUCGUCCCUUGCCAGUGUGCCCUGGCAGCCGUGUGCCCGUGGCUGUGCCCGCAGAUGCCCGGCUGCCCGGGGAGCUGGAGGCGCAGGUGGCCGGCGCGGUGCGGGCGCUGCAGGAGGAGCUGCGGCGGGUGCGGGAGCGGCUCAGCCGCCUGGAGACGCUCGGGGCUGCCCAGGGGCAGACAGACCCUGGCCUGGCACUCGCUCCACAGGCCGUGUCGCGGUGGCGCCUGCCCGUGUCCCCCCGCACGCUGCUCUUCCUGGCCACCUGGCCCUUCGUCACCCAGUGGCUGCUGCGCCACUGGCAGGGCAGGAAGAGGUGACCCCCGAGCACCGCCACCGCCAGCCGACCUCGCCAUCCCGCUUCGCACGGAGCCACGCGGGAACCGCCUCAGCAGCCACCGGGACACCGGCACCGACACUGAGGGCCAGCACCGGCCCCCGCGCCGCCGCCGCCACGCACAGCCGGAGCAGGAGCAGCCCCGGGCCCGGCCCGGCCUCACCGGGAACAGCACCGAGCCUGCCUCGAUUAAAGUCGCAUUUUCGGUUCA